Amorphotheca resinae ATCC 22711 is the source of this 1149-nucleotide messenger RNA. RefSeq lists its product as hypothetical. Gene Ontology annotation, biological process: pyrimidine nucleotide import into mitochondrion. The transcript is spliced from 3 exons. NCBI's taxonomy places the organism in Eukaryota, Fungi, Ascomycota, Leotiomycetes, Helotiales, Amorphothecaceae. The coding region runs from base 1 to 1149 and encodes 382 amino acids. Gene Ontology annotation, molecular function: pyrimidine nucleotide transmembrane transporter activity. The record is from RefSeq and is a predicted model, not a curated record. Gene Ontology annotation, cellular component: mitochondrion.
AUGAAUACCACCGCUGCACCUCCUUCACCAGCAGAUCAUCAAACACAUCGAAUACACUCCACACAACUCCUCCAGUCGCGUGAAACCGGCGAACUAGGUCCUCCACAAUCCAAUUAUGCUACUUCGAUAGCACCAAGGCCUUCGCCCGUGGCCAAGUCAUGGGCACAUUUUGUAGCUGGAGGAAUAGGGGGAAUGGCAGCAGCAACUUUGACUGCUCCUCUCGAUGUUCUCAAGACCCGCCUCCAGUCUGAUUUCUACCAAGCACAGUUAGCACAAAGCCGUCUCGCGAAAGGCAUCUCUCCACAUGCACAUCUCUCCCCUGUCCGCAGCGCCAUACUGCAUUUCCGCGAGACCUUCCAGAUCCUAGGUUCGGUGCACAGAGUUGAAGGCUGGCGAGCCCUCUUCAAGGGGUUGGGCCCAAAUCUAAUCGGCGUGGUGCCGGCGCGGUCAAUCAACUUCUUCGUGGUGGGAAAUGGGAAGCGGCUCAUUGCUGAAUAUGGAAACCACGGAGAGGAAUCUGCUUGGGUUGUUCUGUGUGCUGCCGCUCUAGCAGGCAUUGUGACAUCUACAGCCACGAAUCCGAUCUGGUUGAUCAAGACGAGGCUACAAUUGGAUAAGAACAUUGUGGAGAAGACCGGAGGCACAGCAACGCGGAGAUAUAAGAACUCGUGGGAUUGCAUCAAACAAGUUGUGAAACAGGAGGGCUUCAGGGGCUUAUACAAGGGGAUGAGCGCGAGUUACUUGGGGGUCACGGAAAGUACUCUGCAGUGGGUGCUCUACGAGCAAAUGAAGAAGUCCUUGGAGAGGCGCGAGCAACAUAUCCUGUCCAGUGGGCGGCCGAAGAAUGCGUGGGACAAUAUUGUGGAGUGGACUGGAAAUAUAGUAGCUGCUGGGAGUGCAAAACUCGUUGCCGCUCUAGGGACUUAUCCCCACGAGGUCGUCCGCACUCGACUUCGUCAAGCACCCACCGAAAGCGGCCAUCCCAAAUAUACCGGCCUUGUCCAGUGUUUCAGGCUGGUCUGGAAAGAGGAAGGCAUGGCCGCCUUGUACGGAGGUCUCACGCCUCACCUUUUGAGGACAGUUCCCAGCGCCGCAAUCAUGUUCGGAAUGUAUGAGGGGAUCUUAAAGUUGCUACAUGCGCCAUCAUAG